AUGUCCCAAUUCAAUCAAGAUGAAUGUGACUACGACUCAGAGGGCCUACCUCCAUCUGUUAGACGGUAUGUGUAUCAAGGGAAGGAACACUUUUCCCAAAUACUUAGCGUUGAGCGUGAACGUCUUCGCCUUUCGGUGGACGUUAAUGAGUACCUUCUCUUUUUUAUCGACGAGCGCACCUUCCAAAACGAUUUCGUUGAUCCUGACACGGAUCUCCAUGAUAUUCGUGGAAUACGUUGUACUUUCAACCCCCAAACAAACACUUUGAUCGCCAAAAUUAUCACUCAGGAACAUGAACAAGUGACUGACGCUCUUAAUGAUGAAAUUAAGAUUGCACUUGAUCCAAUGGGGCUUCGCCGGGCAACUUUUUCCUAUCGUGAAGUGAAUAUCGAUUUGAAUGGCAUUUCAAAACAGCCAGACUGGGGAUUGGGCCCUAGACACCCCCCUCCUGGUACUGGAAGGCGGCCUACGGUGGUUGCGGAAAUCACUAUCUCGCAAACUAUAACAAGGUUGCAGCGAGACAUUGAUCUAUGGCUUGAUCCCAGUAGGGGUAACGCCGAUAUAGCCAUCGCCAUCAAGACAAACAGAACCCGGCCACUUAUCACCAUGGAUAAGUACGAGUGGGACCACGCCAAUAGACAAGCCCAAUUAUCCCAACAUAUUGAGAUACGGGAAAGCGACACCUGUGGUAAAGUUCGAGUCUCUGGGGCUCCACUGACUAUCUCUUUUGAUCGCCUGUUCCUACGGCCUCCACAACCCCCAGAGAAGGUGAUUUGA
Penicillium verrucosum is the source of this 777-nucleotide messenger RNA. RefSeq lists its product as uncharacterized. NCBI's taxonomy places the organism in Eukaryota, Fungi, Ascomycota, Eurotiomycetes, Eurotiales, Aspergillaceae. The transcript has a single exon. Bases 1 to 777 code for a protein of 258 amino acids. The record is from RefSeq and is a predicted model, not a curated record.